Molecule: messenger RNA, 2500 nt
Organism: Manihot esculenta (cassava)
Lineage: Eukaryota; Viridiplantae; Streptophyta; Magnoliopsida; Malpighiales; Euphorbiaceae
Exons: 20
Coding region: 104-2179 (691 amino acids)
Source: RefSeq, a predicted model, not a curated record
ACCAUUCCUGAUCAUAAGCCCCCAAUAACUCUCUUAAGAUUCUUCGCCUAGUCUAUACUCUCCGGGAGCCACUGGUAGUGACGAGAAAAGUUUCUGUAUCGCGAUGACUACAGGAGGAGCCCGAGUAGCGGCGACCUCGUCAAUCUUACCACCGAUCAUAGCCUACGCCGUGCCUCUCCUUCUCUUCGCCCUUGCUCUUUUCUAUCAGCUUGUUGUUCUUCCUCGCUCUUUUCCUCUUUCUCACUACGAUGUUUUGGGCGUUAAAAGGUAUAGUUCCGUUGAAGAAGUGAAAGAUGCUUACGAGAAACUGUCUUCAAAGUGGAAUUCAGGCAUCGAGGUUCCUGCUGCUGCUAAUUUCAUAGAGAUACAAUAUGCUUACGAGUUGUUGACGAAUCCCUUAUGGAAAAGGGACUAUGACAUAUUCGGCAUUGAUGAGCAAUUUCUUGUUCUUGACAAGUUGAAAGAGCUAUAUGCUGGGGAAAGCUUUUCAAGUGUUGGACUUCCCUUACUAGAAGCUACACAUUUUGAUCCUGGAGAUCACGCUCACACUAUCAUUACAUCUGAGGAGUUUGGGUCUAUGUUUAGUAAUUCUAAGACAUGGCUUGUUCAGAUAUAUUCAAAAGGGAGCAGCCGCUGUGCUCAAUUCUUUAAUUAUUGGAAAGAGAUCACUUCUUUAUUGGAAGGGGUUGCAAACACUGGUAUGGUAGAACUUGGUGAUGCUCAACUUGCGACAUUCCUUGCUGAGCGAAAACCAACAGGACAUUUCUUCUUUAGGAAUGGACUUCCUUCACUUGUUGCUUUUCCAUCGGGGUGUAAAACUUCAGAUUGCCUUAUUAGGUAUGAGGGAGAUCUCUCCAUUGAUGCUGUUACUGAUUGGUUUGCAACUGUCAUACUUGGUUUACCUCGCAUUUUGUAUCAUUCCAAAGAGUCGCUGGGAAAGAAUUUCCUGGCGAAGUGUGGUCCACACAAGGUAAAAGUCAUUUUCUUCUCAAAAACAGGAGUGCGUGCAACUCCAUUUGUACGUCAAACUGCAAAAGGUUAUUGGGCUUAUGCCUGCUUUGCAUUUGUGCUUUGGCGAGGGGAGGAUUUCUCCUUUUGGUGGAAUACGUUUGAGGUGGAAUCUGCUCCUGCUAUUGUGUUCUUGAAAGAUCCAGGCGUUAAACCUGUCAUCUUCCAUGGAUCAUUCAACACUUCCUGGUUUGCAGAUGUCAUGGAAAAAAAUAAACAGCAAGAACUUCCACAGUUAAGAAGUGUGAAUUCAAUGGAGCUAGGUUGUGAUGCCCGAGGCUAUUCUCGUGCUGGAGUUGAUACCAUGUCAUGGUAUUGUGUUCUUGUAGCAGGAAGGCUGGGCCCAGAACUCAACAGGAUGCGUGAAACCGUACGCAAGGUACAAGAAAUAUUAUCAAAUGAUGUAGAGUUGAAUGAUGUUGAUAAAGAUCAAUUCAUAUCAUUGGCAACUGAACUGAAAAAGAAAAGGCUGACAUUUGCUUGGCUUGAUGGAGAAGCCCAACAAAAAUAUUGCUUCUUCUAUCUCCAUUCAGAAACCAGCUAUGAUACCUGUGGACCAAGGAGGGAUCUGACUGAUGUACCUAGGUUAUUUAUUGUACGUUACAAAAGGAAUGCUACUCAAGAUAAUGUCAGGGUUAAGAAAAAUGUAUUUGAAACCGAGGAAGCAGAUCCUGCAUCACAGCUUGUUGCAAGGUACAAUGGUUCCAACGAAAUAGCACAGAUCAUUCAGUGGAUCUCGGGAACAAUUAGGGAUGGCGAGACUAGGGACCUCCCAUUCUUUAAAAUAAAAACUCCUGAUCUUGUUCCUGAAGAUACAGAUCCUUUCUGGUCAAAAGGAGCACAAACCAUUCUAUCCAGAAGUGUGGGAAUCAAGCACAUCAUCCGCAGAGUCAUAAGCAAAACGUUCGAUCACAUGGGAGAUCCAAGGAUUGGUCCAAUAUUACUUUUGGGAGCUUUAAUGGCUUUUGGUACUAUAUGGCUGAUGAGAAAUCAACCAACUCGUCAGAGUAAGUCGAGCCAACCAAGACAAUCAAAUGUGAAGGAUGAAAUUAUGCGAAAACGUAGAGAGAGAAGAAGAAAUGCCUCCAGUAAGGAUAUACCUCCCUCCAUAACAGAUGUGGAACCAAAAAAUGCUUACCAGAUGCCGAUGUCAGAUUCUGAUUCUGAUUAGUAAGUGCUGGAUUGGUUUUGGGUAGUUCUGAAGCUGUUAGUGACAUCAAAUGGCAGCUACAGAAGCUGAAAGUUUGAUUUUGUUAACCACACAGCUAGGUUGAAUAGUUUCAAUAGUUAUACUAGGCAUCAAAGUCUUUUAGAGCCUGACUGGGGGAGGAGGAUUGAUUAUACCUCUCUGCUUUUAUCAUGUAUUUAUGAUGGAAAGGAACGAUCCUAAUGCCCAAAAAAAAUAAUUUAAUUUUUCACUUUAACUGACUGAACCUUUGGGCUUGACCCACAUUCUAAGUGGGAUUAUGAAGUUUGGACCUUUCUUCUGCGA